Molecule: messenger RNA, 3215 nt
Organism: Solea solea (common sole)
Lineage: Eukaryota; Metazoa; Chordata; Actinopteri; Pleuronectiformes; Soleidae
Gene: bgnb
Product: biglycan b
Exons: 8
Coding region: 250-1368 (372 amino acids)
Molecular function (GO): protein binding
Source: RefSeq, a predicted model, not a curated record
UUGGACUGAAGCGCCCACACGGUUUCCGGACGCUGCGCGCGCUGGCACAGAGUGGCGGAGGAGCUGAGCGUGGAUGUGAGAAGAGCGCACGGGAACACCGCGGUCAUUCCUUAGUGUGAUGAACAUAUAGGACACUUGUUUUUUUUCAGAAUAAUCUGAGACACAGAGGAGAAAACAUUUUUCAAACGCGAUUUUUUUGGGGGAAUUGCUUCUUUUAUUAUUUCUAUCUGAAAGGUGUUUAAGUUGAAAAUGAUACCACACUGCUCCAUCCUGCUGUUGCUAUGUGCGGCCCAGCUGCUCUCCCCUUCCUCAGCGCUACCCUUCGAGCAGAAGGGCUUCUGGGAUUUUGCAAUGGACAGCAUGGACAGCGGUGGCAUAAUGGCGAUGAUGAGGGAUGAGGAAGAAGGUUCAGCUACGGGGGAGGUCCUUCCCCCUGACAUACACAUCUGCCCAUUUGGCUGUCACUGCCGCCUCAGGGUCGUUCAGUGCUCUGACCUCGGUUUGACAGAGGUGCCAAAAAAUAUUCCUCAAGACACCAAGUUUCUGGACCUGCAGAACAACUAUAUCAGUGAACUGAAAGAAGAUGACUUCAAAGGCCUGACACACUUAUAUGGUCUGUCUCUGAGGAACAACUUCAUAUCCAAAGUCCACCCCAAAACAUUUGUCCCCCUGAAGCAAAUGCAGAAGCUCUACUUCUCUAAAAACUAUCUGACCACCAUCCCUAAGAACUUGCCAAAUUCCCUGGUUGAGUUGAGGAUCCAUGAGAACCGUAUCAAGAAGGUGGCUGCUGGAGCCUUCACAGGACUGGUCAACAUGAACUGCAUGGAGAUGGGAGCGAACCCCAUCCACAACAGUGGAUUUGAGCCUGGAGCCUUCAAAGGACUGAGACUGAAUUAUCUGCGUAUAUCAGAGGCUAAACUGACAGGAGUCCCCAAAGAUCUCCCAGAGACUCUCAAUGAGCUUCAUCUGGACCACAACCAGAUCCAGGCUAUCGAACUGGAGGACCUGAGCCGCUACAGAAACCUCUACAGGUUGGGUCUUGGUUUUAACCACAUCCGAAACAUUGAGAAUGGCAGUCUGUCCUACCUGCCCAGGCUGCGAGAGCUGCAUCUGGAGAACAACCGCCUCUCUCGUGUUCCUAAAGGCCUCCCGGACAUGAAAUACCUACAGGUGGUGUACCUGCACUCUAACAACAUCAACCAGGUGGGUGUGGACGACUUCUGCCCUCGAGGAUUUGGGAUGAAGAGGACUUUCUAUAAUGGCAUCAGCUUGUUUGGAAACCCUGUCAACUACUGGGAGGUUCAACCCGCGACAUUCCGCUGUGUCAGCCAACGGCUGGCUAUUCAGUUUGGAAACUACAAAAAGUAAAGACAGGAAGUGGCAGAAAACGUAAUGGAAGAUGAUGGAGGAGGAGAUAAUUUAAUUGGGAGAGGGAGAGAGAGAGAGAGAGAGAGAGAGAGAGAGAGCGUAAAUAUUGCAAAAAGAUUUUUUUAACUAGUUUUUUCUUUUUCUUUUGGAGGGUGGAUAAUGGAGAAUGGUGGGUGGAGAAAAUAGGCAAUAAAGCAGUCAAAACUACAGCGACACAGCUUGAAGGGAAUGGAAACCAAAGGGCUUGCAGUAGUCUACCUGCAGUUGUUUUAUAUAAAGGGAAAAAAAAUUUUUAUUGAAGUGUGGCUGUAUGAGGUACCCAUACUGUACAGUCAGUGCUGACUGCACCAUGUUAUUUGUCAUUUUGUGACAAAACCCUUUUCCAUUCACUUAUGUGGUGAACCAGGCAGCAGCCCCCGUGUUCCUGUGAGCAAAAACACACAUUUUCUCCAUGGACUUUUAUGAGUUUUCGCUUUUAAAAGAGAUACAAACCUCCCAGUCAGAAAAGGCUCUUUAACACUGAGACAAGGCAGUAGACAUAUUGUUAAGAUGAUGACCAGGUUUUAUCAAAUGAGCUAUUUGUGAACAGCCAUGUGCUCACUGAGGGUGAGUGUGCAGAGUGCAGCCAGUGCUGACUAUGUUUCAGUGCCUCAUACAACCACAUUUCAAAAAAAAUCUGAACCAUCGCUUAAGGGUUCAGUGUGUAAAAUUUAGGUGGAAUUAUUUUUCAUUUAGCAGAAAUUGAAGGUGAAAUAAUCAUACUUGUUUUUUUUAAGUGUAUAAUCACUUGAUCUUAUGAAUUCUUGUUUCAUAAGCCUUUUUACAAUAGCCCCCAAUAGACAAACUAAACAUCUUUUGAGUUUGAUGUUAACUGAAGGCUACUUGUAAGGGAAGGGUGAGGUGAGGGAUGUUCAGCUGCAACAUGCAACCUCAACAAAAGAAAUGGUGCUAGAUUUUACACAUUGUACCUUUAAGGCUAGAGUGAGUUUUAGCAUUUGAAAAAGAAAGAAGCAGAGGACACUGAAGAAGAAGAAGAAUGUUUUCCCAGUCUAAACAAGUAUUGAAAACUUGAGUAUUUCAUGUCAUUUUUUAUUGCAAUACCGCAUUUCUUUUUAUUUUCAUUUUAAUGCAAUGAUUCAUAGAUAUGUAUUAUAUAAAUAGGUGCUAUGAGUGACUUUCUUCGUGUGAUCAAAUUGCAUUGUCCCUGUUUUAUUUGGCAUAUAGAAAAUCAAUUGCACAUCAGCUAAAUUGUAUUUUUUUGUAAAUAUGAUGUGUUGAUUUAUUAAAAGGUGAAUGAAUACAGUUUAAAAAUUCCCUGAAAAUCUUUUCUCAUCUAGCUGAUGAGUGACUGAAGAACCAUUCUAUUCCGUGCCUUGACUAAACAUUGUUUUUUUUCUGUAUGUUACUUUAUUAAAGUGUUCCUUGCGGGACCACUUAGGUUGUGAGGUUUCCCCCAAAUAGAGAAAAUGUACAUCCGCUUUGCUUUUAUGCAAUGAAGGCAGUUUUUUUUUUAUUCUCAUAGAGCUACAAACAAACAGUCAUAAUGUUGAUUCAUUGAUUUGCACAGUUUUUGUUUCUUUUAUGCUUAAUCUGCUUCAAGGGUUUUGGUGGAGGUCAUAUCCAGUUUACAUUGGCAGAUGUAUGUGGAACUACUUUUGCAAUAAGUAUUGUGUUCUGUCUCUGUUCUGUAAUCAGACAAGCUACUGCUGCAUGUGAAUAAAAACCUUUUUGAGCCUAAUGCAUUAAGACAGAAGGUAGCACAAUAAAUUAAAGAGAAAUAUCAAAAAAAUGGAAAUGGGUUUUAUGACUGAAUCCUGUCUUUGUAAUGAAGAGACAUUUUCAACACA